Messenger RNA from Leucoraja erinaceus (little skate), 8911 nucleotides. Its product is annotated as slit homolog 3 protein-like. Gene Ontology annotation, biological process: axon guidance; negative chemotaxis. The record is from RefSeq and is a predicted model, not a curated record. Gene Ontology annotation, molecular function: heparin binding; Roundabout binding; calcium ion binding. The transcript has 36 exons. Bases 1073 to 5629 code for a protein of 1518 amino acids. NCBI's taxonomy places the organism in Eukaryota, Metazoa, Chordata, Chondrichthyes, Rajiformes, Rajidae.
CUAAGUGAGAGAGAAAUAAUUAUGAGAGUUGUGUGUUUGUGUGGAGAGCGUGUGUGCCUAUAAGUGUGUGCAUGUGCCUGUGUGAGAAGGAGAACUCUUUCAUUCUAACGUGUUGAAUUACAUCAGCAAGGAGGGAGCCAGUAGAAACUUCAGCUAGGAAUUUAGGGCGAGGGAAAAGAGAACUUUUAUUGCAACUAAAAUCACCCUCGCACUCCAGCCUGCAGAGCUGGGAAAUGAAAGGAGCAACUCCAGGAUUUUACAACAAUCAGCAUCCACAUGAUCAUCAGCAAGGAGAGAGAAAAGAAAAAAACUAGUGAGAGGCUUUAGCAUAGGCGAGAGAAACAAACCCGAGAUCCCACCCCUCAAAGAGUGUGGCUAAAGAGUUUGUGGAGAAAUGUGCUGGAGUUGGAAGUACUGAGCACCCUCGGAUCUGGUGACAGGAGUGCGGGCUUGUGCUGAGUGAUCUGAUGGAUGUUUAGACCAUCACGAGAGACUACUCUGCUUUUGCCCGAAGUUUGUGGUCAUAUUUCUCGUCUUCCAAUCAAGACUUUUUUUUUUCUCCUCCAAAAAAGGCUGGGGCGAGAGUUCAGGAAUACAGUUCAGUGAGAAGCCUGUCCGCUGGGAUUGCGUCGCCCUGCUUUUGUGAGGAAUCUCCAAACUCGCACGCUGUUUCCGAGCCUACUCUUUCUGCCCGUCAGGAGUUUUAAAGUGAAAGAAAAGUUGGUUGUGUGGGGGUGGGUGGGGGAAGUUGAAGGAAUCUGGGCUGGAAUUUGUUGUGACAAUAGUUUGUGGGAUUACUUUGAGUUGCAGAAUAUAGGCAAGAGGGAGACCGGUAACUCCUCUGUGUAAUGGUCUCCUGAAGAUUGGCCGUUUAAAAAUCAAUCUCACCGGGAGUCACCAGUAUUGAAGGCUGAACCGAGUGCCUGGGUCGCUGGAAAACUUUAAACUGAUUAGAGGAAAAGAAAGCUGAACUCCGUUUCAUUGCUCGGUCUUUGAGCUCCCGUGCUCUUUCUUUCCCUCCCCUCUCCCUCUCUCUCUCUCUCCCCUACUCUUCUAUACUUCAUCCUCUGUAAUGGCCAGAUUAAGGAGCAUUUUGCCAGGGUUCGCCCUGUUGACUCUGGUAGUUGGUAGCCUUUGCAUCCACGCGUGUCCCAGCCGCUGUAUCUGCUCUGGAUCCAACGUGGAUUGUCAUCAUUUGGGAUUAAAGGCUGUUCCGAGAGGAAUACCCAAGAAUACGGAGAGACUUGACCUGGACAAGAACAACAUCACACGUGUAUCCAAGACUGAUUUUGUUGGGCUGAAGAAUCUCAGAGUUUUGCAUCUUGAAGAGAACCAGAUCAUCAUAAUUGAAAGAGGAUCCUUUCAGGAUCUGAAGCAGUUGGAAAGACUGCGACUCAACAAGAAUAAACUUCAGGUCCUUCCUGAACUGCUCUUCCAAGGCACCCCAAAGCUCUCCCGACUUGACUUGAGUGAGAAUCGGAUUCCAGCUCUUCCCAGGAAAGCUUUCCGUGGAAUCGUUGACAUCAAAAAUUUGCAGCUGGACAACAACCACAUAAGUUGUAUCGAGGAUGGAACCUUCAGAGCCUUGCGUGACUUGGAGAUCCUCACCCUCAACAAUAACAACAUCAGUCUCAUCCCCUUGACCAGUUUCAACCAUAUGCCAAAGUUGAGGACUUUGCGGCUUCACUCCAACAGUCUGAUUUGCAACUGCCCCUUGGCCUGGCUCUCUGACUGGUUACGACAACGACGUCCCAUUGGCCAGUACGCCCAGUGCACAGGUCCCGUACACUUGAGGGGGCUCUACAUCGCCGAUGUUCCAAAGAAGGAAUUUGUUUGCAGCGGUACUCAGACCCCAGAACCUCAGACAUGCAGUGCCCAUGCCACAUCAUGUCCACCGGCAUGUGUAUGCAGCAACAACAUCGUGGACUGUCGGGGGAAAGGGCUGACCGAAAUCCCAGUCAACCUUCCAGAAAACAUAGUGGAAAUACGACUGGAACAAAAUUUGAUCAAGACUGUGGGAGCCGGAGCAUUCACUCAAUAUAAAAAGCUCAAGCGGAUAGACCUGAGUAAGAACCAGAUCUCAGAAAUUGCAGCUGAUGCAUUUCAAGGCCUGCGAUCUCUGACCUCACUCGUCCUCUACGGAAACAAGAUUACUGAGCUCCCCAAGGGCCUCUUCGAUGGACUGAUAUCGAUCCAGUUGCUUCUUCUAAAUGCCAACAAGAUUAACUGUUUGAGAGUGAAUACCUUCCAGGACUUGCAGAACCUCAAUCUCCUUUCACUCUAUGACAACAAGCUACAGACGAUUGCCAAAGGACUAUUUACACCUCUCCGAUCCAUUCAGACACUCCAUUUGGCUCAGAACCCAUUUGUCUGUGACUGCCAUCUGAGGUGGUUGAGUGACUAUCUCCACAACAACCCGAUCGAAACCAGCGGUGCCCGCUGUAGCAACCCUCGGCGCCUGGCCAACAAGCGCAUCAACCAGAUCAAGGGGAAGAAGUUCCGCUGCUCAGGCUCAGAGGACUACCGAACUAAGCUAAGCAGCGACUGCUUCAUGGACCUGGUUUGCCCUGAGAAAUGCCGUUGUGAAGGCACUGUUGUGGACUGCUCCAAUCAGAAGCUCUCCAGAAUUCCCAGUCAUCUCCCAGAGUACACCACCGAACUGCGAUUGAAUGACAAUGAAAUGAUCCUCCUGGAAGCAACAGGCAUCUUCAAGAAACUCCCCAAUCUCCGUAAAAUAAACCUGAGUAACAAUAAGAUCCGAGAUAUUCGAGAGGGAGCAUUUGAAGGGGCAUCAGGGGUUUUGGAAUUGUUGCUGACUGGAAAUGAACUGGAAAUGGUCCACAACCGAAUGUUUUCUGGUCUCUCUGGGCUCAAGACACUGAUGCUACGGAACAACAGGAUCAACUGUGUCAAUAACGACACCUUUACCGGACUUACCUCAGUUCGUCUGCUGUCACUCUAUGACAACCGAGUCACCACCAUAACUCCUGGAGCAUUCAACACCCUCCAUUCCCUCUCAACCAUAAACCUACUAGCCAAUCCUUUCAACUGUAACUGUCACUUGGCCUGGUUGGGAAGGUGGUUGAGGAAGAGAAGGAUCGUCAGUGGAAACCCACGUUGCCAGAAACCAUUCUUCUUGAAGGAGAUCCCGAUUCAGGAUGUGGCUGUACAGGAUUUCACCUGUGAUGCUGACAACAACGAGAGCAGCUGCCUGCCAGACCCUCGAUGUCCUGAACUAUGCAACUGUGUUGACACAGUGGUGCGGUGCAGUAAUCGAGGCUUCCGCACCUUACCAAAAGGCAUUCCCAAGGACGCAACUGAGAUAUACUUGGAAGGGAAUCAACUGACCACAUUUCCCAGCGAGCUCUCUAAUUUCAAGCAGUUAUCACUCUUAGAUUUGAGCAACAACAGUAUCAGUAUCCUUAGUAAUUCCAGCUUCAGCAACAUGUCACACCUCUCAACACUGAUCUUGAGCUACAACCGGCUGAGGUGCAUUCCAGUCCAUGCUUUUGAUGGUCUGAAGUCUUUAAGAUUGUUGACUUUACAUGGUAACGAUAUAUCUACCAUUCCCAAUGGAGCUUUCAGUGGUCUCUCGUCGCUCUCUCAUCUAGCACUUGGGGCCAAUCCUCUGUACUGUGAUUGCAACCUCCGCUGGUUGUCUGAAUGGGUGAAGACAGGCUACAAGGAGCCAGGUAUUGCCCGCUGCACAGGACCUGAGAACAUGAAUGAGAAACUUCUCUUAACAACACCCACAAACAAGUUCCACUGCAAAGACCCACUGAACAUCGCAAUAAAGGCCAAAUGCAAUCCUUGCCUGUCCAGCCCUUGCAAAAACAAUGGAACCUGUAACAAUGACCCUGUUGAGUUCUACAGAUGUACCUGUCCCUAUGGGUUUAAGGGCCAGGAUUGUGCAUUCCCCAUCAACGCCUGCAUCAACAGCCAGUGCCAAAACGGAGGAACCUGCCGCUUAAUUGAGGGAGACAAACGUGGAUUCAGGUGCCUCUGCCCGCCAGGCUUCGAGGGACAGCUGUGCGAAGUGAAUCCUGACGACUGUGACGAUAAUGACUGUGAAAAUAACUCCACAUGCAUCGAUGGAAUCAAUAACUAUGCCUGCCUUUGCCCACCCAAUUACACAGGUGAGCUUUGUGAAGAGGUUGUGGAUUACUGUGUUGCAGAGUUCAACACCUGUCAGCAUGGCUCCAAAUGUAUCUCCAAGGACAGGAAGUACAGGUGUGAGUGUUUGCCAGGUUACACCGGCCAAAAUUGCCAAACUGAUUAUAACGACUGUGUGGAAAAUGAGUGUCGUCAUGGUGCACAGUGUGUUGAUGCCGUUAAUGGCUACACCUGUGUCUGUCCAACUGGUUUCAGUGGUCUGCUUUGUGAGAUCCACCCUCCUAAGGUCCAGUCCCGGACCAGUCUCUGUGACAACUACGAGUGCCAGAAUGGAGCUCAAUGCAUCGAGGUACAGAAUGAGCCUGUCUGCAGGUGCUUAGCAGGCUUCGCAGGGCAGAGGUGCGAGAAGCUUAUCACCGUCAACUUUAUCGGCAAAGACUCUUAUGUGAUGUUGUCAGCUUCCCAGGUCCGCCCGCAAGCAAACAUCUCACUUCAGGUUGCAACUGACAAGGACAACGGUCUUUUACUCUACAAAGGUGACAACGAUCCUCUGGCUCUGGAACUGUAUCAGGGACAUGUUCGACUCAUAUACGAUGCAUCCAGUUAUCCACCCACCACUGUGUACAGUGUGGAGACGAUCAAUGAUGGGCAGUACCACACUGUCGAGCUGAUGAUGAUGAACCAAUCUCUCAGUCUGGUGGUGGACAAAGGUACUCCCAGGAGUCUGGGCAAACUCCAGAAGCAGCCGACUCUGAGCCAGAACUCCCCCCUCUACAUUGGAGGAUUCCCUCCGGUGUCAGGGGUGGCAGGACUCCGCCAGGGUCCAGAACGCAACCUCAACGGCUUCCAUGGCUGCAUUCACGAUGUACGGAUCAACAACGAGCUGCAGGACUUCAGGAGCGUGCUGCAGAUGCCCCUGGGCGUCUCCCCAGGGUGCCGCUCCUGCAACAUUUGCAGGCACGGCGUGUGCCACUCCAUCGAUCAGUCCAGCGUCACCUGCGACUGCCACGCCGGAUGGACGGGACCUCUGUGUGACCAGGAGAUCCGGGAUGUCUGCGCCAGCAACAAGUGUGUUCACGGCACGUGCAUCACGUCCGAUUCCACCAUCCGCUGUGUGUGCAAGGACGGCUAUGUCGGCAGGUUCUGUGACAAGGACCAGCUGACGGUCAAUUGCCAGAAUCUGAAGUGUGGCCACGGUCGUUGUAAGAUUUCUGGGCAGGGAGAGCCGUACUGUGAGUGUGAUACCAACUUCACAGGAGAAACUUGUGAAAUAGAGCUCCUUUGUCAAAAGGAAAUGAUCCGAGAUGUCUACCGCAAACAGCAAGGAUACGCUUCAUGCCAGACCACAGUCAAAGUUCCCCGGCUCGAAUGCAAAGGGAGCUGUGGUAAUGGUGAGUGCUGUGUGCCGCUACGUAGCAAGAGACGGAAAUAUGUCUUCCAAUGCACAGAUGGCUCCUCUUUCGUGGAAGAUGUGGAGCGGGUGGUUGACUGUGGCUGUGGGAAUUGUUCCUUGUAGGGACCCAAAACAAGAGAAGAAGGAUUAAGAGCAGCAAGCGCCUGCAACAAGAGCUGGACCAUUAACUCUCAGUGGACCAAAAGAAAUGGAAAUAUAUUGUAAGAUAACAAAUAGAACCUAUUUUUAUUAUUAAAAAAGGACUAUUUUCUUCAGUUAUUACUAAAUAUAUCACAUCACCUGGGUAUAUGUAUCAUACAGUGUUCCCUGAGCAAGAUUUUUUUCUUAACCAUGUUAUUAACCUAACCAAGGAAUUCAGAGAACGCUUCAUCCUUUGGUUGUUGUAAAGAUGUUUCAAGGGCUGCCUUCCCUCUGUCAAAGUUUGCCCUGCCUUUUUGUCAUUGGAGGUAUGAACUUUUGAAAAAGUUGAAACAUCGGCAACACCUAAAAUGUCAAGGGGAACAUCACCAAACACCAGUUGGCUUUUGGUUUCAUUGUAAACUCUGUUCCCACCUCUGGUUUCCAUGCUAAGGAUCAAAUGCCUCCUAAAGCACUGCUAACAACAGUGGAGAGAGCACAGCAGGUACACUUAAGGAGAGCACAGUGUAACAAGCACACUACAAUUAAACAUAAUAUUAUGAAGUGUCUGCAGGAUCCUAAUAAUGUAUCUAUAACUUUGACAAUAGUUUUGAAUGUAUUGCAUAUUCCCAAUGAUACACCAAUAACAUUGGCUCAAUAUAAAAUAUAGGGCAGGUAUCUAAUUCUGCAAUAGAAAACAAUCUAAAGCAUCCUGUAGCAUCCAAUAUUGGACACCAUUGAUGGAAUGUUACUAUUGGCAAAAGGUUGUGCAUUAUUUAGUACUGUUGUAAGCAGUAACAUGCUUUGUCUCACAACAGAGUUUAGGUUUGACAUUUCAACCAAACCAUUAAAUCAGGAACACAGCCACAAAUGAGACCACAUUUGCACCUCAAAUGGUUUGCUGGUUACAAAAUGCACACUUCUAUAUUAGGCUAUGGCUAUGACACUCUGCAGACUUGAGCACCAACAGAGAAAUAUUUUCUGUUUCUCCCAAGACCAUUUAAUCAUCAUCUUUUCACCUCUGACAUGCAUGACAGAAUGUCUAGACUUAAGGCCCCUCAGCAGAUGGAAAUUCCCUUUACCCAUGAGACUGUAUUAGAUCAUUAGAUCACCCCUUUUAGGGAACACAUGAAAAUUAAUUCUAAUAACCAUUACACACACACCAGAGAGGGAAAUUAUACAUUAUCUGCACCAAAAUUGGAUUUGGCUACUUCUACAUAAUGCACAAGCAAUGUAGACUUGUGAUGUCUGAGAUAUUUAUUGAUCAUCUGUCCAAAAUUGCCUCCCCCAAGUCUGGUAUCCAAAAUAUCUCCCACGUGCCAACCCCUCUUCCAAAUAUCUUCUCUUGAGAAUCUGACUUUGAUAUUUAAGUUCUCAGAUGAGGACGAUUUAUUGCACAUCGAGUUAAAUUCAGCUCUCUGAGGCAAUGAUUUAGAAAAUGCCGAGCGUAAUUUUAAGUAGAGAGGUACACCAUGGGAUGAACAUUGAUUAUUGUGAUUUAAUGCAUGUGGACAGGAAAUGAUGGAUGAUAAACAGGUGUUGAAUUUUAUCUAGGAAUUUGUUAAGAAAAUAAAUGAUCAAUUAGGCACAAGAAAGAGGGCUGAAUAGGGAGAAAUUCCAUUCUAUCCUCCCCCAAGUGUUUUGUCCCCUACAGGAUUUUUCUUGUGCCUAGCUAUCGUUUUACCAUUGAUAAUUCCAUAAACAGCCAAAAGGGAAAUCAUUUCUCUUGAGCUCUGUGCCAAUUUAGAGAAGUUGGCACAUUGUGCACACUUCAACCACUAUUGCUUAGAGUGCCACCUGACACAGGCCAAGUGAAGCUUUGGAUUUCUCCAUGUCAUUUCGUACAUAUGACAAAAACACGGAGGGCCAAGGAAAACUAAACAGUCUUUUCUGAAUUAAUUCAGUGCCUUACAUUUAAGUGAUGAUUGCAGUAUUCCCACCUAAGUGCUAAACAGUUUCCUCAUUUUUGCUGGAUUGAACCAAGUGCCUUAAGUCAGCCUCUUGCCUUACAUAUUAACCCAAGGGCCUUGCGCUCUAUUUAAAGCUUCCCCGAGGAUCUGGAUGCCUUGAACAUUAAGCGCAGCAUGGUGGUGCAGCAGUAGAGUUACUGCCUUACAGCGCCAGAGACCCAGUUUCGAUACUGACGAUGGGUGCUGUCUGUACGGAGUUUGUUCGUUCUCCCCAUGACCGCAUGGGUUUUCCUCGAGUGCUCCAGUUUCCUCCCGCAUUCCAAACACGCACAGGUUUGUAGGUUAAUUGCCUUCAUUAAAUAUUGUAAAUUGUCCCUAGCGUGUAGAAUAGUGUUACUGUAUGGGGAUCGCUGGUCGGCAUAGACUUGGUGGGCUGAAGGUCCUGUUUCCACGCUGUAUCUCUAAACAAAAUGAAUCGAAAGUCCUUGGUCAACCUAGUGCAUAUAAUAGCCCAAGGGCCUUCUGGUUCCCCCAAUGUUUCAUACAUGAACCUAUGGCCUUUACAAGUACCUCAUCUAAUAACCCGAGGGGUUUACAGUCAACCCAAUGCCUUAUACAUUAAAUUGAGAGUCUUACAGUCAAAUGAAUGUUAUGUACAUAAACAUCAGUACCUUAAUACAAUAAAGAAACACCUGGACUGUUCAAGAAGGAGGUUGUACUAUAUACUCUCAUACUGCUCUGUAUACUACUUGUGCACCACUGCAGGGGACAAACAACAACAUACCCACGCUCAGUGAACUCAAUACCUUGUGCAUUAAACUGAUCCACUAUUGGCAGAGUGCCGUGGUCUAAAAGUUCUACGGUGCAUGAUAAAUGUGCGCGAUUACAUCACUUCUGUAAGCAGUAAAUAUUGCCUUGAGUCUCGGAAACCAAAGGGAGUUGAGAUGGGUUUUGAUUCAUUUUUUAAAUAGCAGACAAACAUCAAAGUGCUUGUAGGCUUUGUGAAGAAUAGUGUCCAUUCUAAGCCUUCAUGGAUGUCUGGUUACAACAUGGUAAGAAAACAUGAACAACUAUAUUUCAUGGAAAACAAUGUUUCCAUUUUCCUUACUGCUUUGCCUGCAGUAUAUCCAUGUGUAGCCUGGACUGCAGAGUUGCUGCAGAGGGUUUGUGUGGAAACCCUGACUCUGAUUUUCUCUGUAUGACAAUGUAUUCAAGGAAAUAAGCCUCAGUUUACAAAUUACAGGUGCUUAACCUUUUAUUCUUUGUUUUACAAAAAUAUGUACAUUUUUAUGUUAUAUAUUUUGUGAAAUGCUACUAUGUCUUGUACAAAAAAAAUUAAAGUGUUUGCACCAAGAAA